AUGGUUGUAUCAAACGCAUCUAAUGUGUUUACAGUGGCAUUAAUUGAUGGUGGUAAUGCUGAAGAUGAUGGUGGUGAUGAUAGUGAUGAUAAAGAGGGCGAUGAUGACGAUGGUUCUAAUGGUGAUGGUUCUGAUCGUAAUGAUUCUGAUGAUGAUGGUUCUGACGGUGAUGGUUCUGACGGUGAUGGUUCUGACGGUGAUGGUUCUGACGGUGAUGGUUCUGACGGUGAUGGUUCUGACGAUAAUGGUUCUGAUGAUGAUGGUUCGGAUCGUGAUGAUUCUGACGAUGAUGGUUCUGAUCGUGAUGAUUCUGAUGAUGGUGGUUCUGAUCGUGAUGGUUCUGAUCGUGAUGGUCCUGAUGAUGAUGAUUCUGAUGAUGGUGGUUCUGACGGUGAUGGUUCUGAUCGUGAUGGUUCUGAUGAUGGUGGUUCUGAUCGUGAUGGUUCUGAUCGUGAUGGUUCUGAUGAUGAUGGUUCUGAUCGUGAUGGUUCUGAUCGUGAUGGUUCUGAUGAUGAUGGUUCAGGUGGUGAUGGUUCUGAUGAUGAUGGUUCUGAUGGCGAUGAUAAAGAUGGUGAUGGUGAUGAUAAAGAUGGCGAUGGUUCUGAUAGUGAUGAUUCUGAUGGUGAUGGUGAUGAUAAAGAUGACGAUGGUUCUGAUGCUGAUGAUAAAGAUGACGAUGAAGAUGAUUGUGAUGUAGAUGGUGAUGAUGAAAAUGGUUCUGAUGGUGAUGAUAAAGAUGAUCUUGAUGGUGAUGAUAAAGAUGAUUCUGAUGGUGAUGAUAAAGGUAACGAUGAAGGUGAUGGUGGUGAUGAAGGUGAUGUUGGUAAUGAAGAUAAAGAUGAUUGUGAUGAUGAUGGUGAUGAUGAUGGUGAUGGUAAAAGUGAUGGGGAUGUUGAAGAUAAUGAAUAUGAGGAGAAGAAGCCGGCGGUGGAGGAGAAAAAAAAGAAGGAGGACGAUGUGCUACUAUCCAAAUCGUUGGUUUCUUGA
Molecule: messenger RNA, 987 nt
Organism: Didymodactylos carnosus
Lineage: Eukaryota; Metazoa; Rotifera; Eurotatoria; Philodinida; Philodinidae
Source: the annotation of a GenBank genome assembly